Molecule: messenger RNA, 4131 nt
Organism: Acanthopagrus latus (yellowfin seabream)
Lineage: Eukaryota; Metazoa; Chordata; Actinopteri; Spariformes; Sparidae
Gene: amd1
Product: adenosylmethionine decarboxylase 1
Exons: 9
Coding region: 216-1226 (336 amino acids)
Biological process (GO): spermidine biosynthetic process; spermine biosynthetic process
Cellular component (GO): cytosol
Molecular function (GO): adenosylmethionine decarboxylase activity
Source: RefSeq, a predicted model, not a curated record
GCCAUUCAGUGCUUUACACAGUAUGGCCGGCGAUAUUAGCUAGCACUCGCUCACGGUAUUCUCUGCAAAAGGGAAGACGGUAACUCAAGAAAAUCAACAUCUGGAUUGCUUAAAGGACUGUACCUCAAUAAAUUAUAAUUGAUCGAGGAAGGAUUUAUUAAGCUGUAAACGUUACAACCGACGGUUUAUAUUUUCUGUUGGGUGUCUGUUGUCUCAUGAUGGAAGAUAACGGUGCACAUUUCUUCGAGGGGACUGAGAAGCUGUUGGAGGUGUGGUUCUCGCGGCAAGAUGAGACCAAAGGAACCGGGGACCUCCGUACCAUCCCAAGGUUUGAGUGGGACAAACUUCUGGAGAAUGUGCAUUGUUUGAUCAUAAGUGUGACAAAGUCUGACAAGCAGGAAGCUUAUAUACUCAGUGAGAGUAGCAUGUUUGUCUCCAAGAGACGUUUCAUUUUGAAGACGUGCGGAACCACCCUCUUACUGCAAGCACUGGUGCCUCUGCUGGAACUUGCCAGGGAGUACUGCGGUUUUGAUGCCAUCGAGAACUUCUUCUACUCCCGAAAGAACUUCAUGAAGCCAACCCAUCAAGAGUUCCCUCAUCGAAACUUCCAGGAAGAAGUGGACUUUCUCAGCCAGAUUUUCCCAAAUGGCGCAGCCUACUGUAUGGGACGUUUGAACUCUGACUGCUGGUACCUGUUCACCCUGGACUUGCCAGAGUACUGGGAGAACAAGCAUGCGGAUCAGACGCUGGAAGUUCUGAUGAGUGACCUCGAUCCAGCCAUUAUGGACCAGUUCUACAUGAAAGACGGUGUUUCCGCAAGUGAUGUCACUCGUAUGAGUGGAAUUCGUGACCUGAUACCAGGUUCUGUGAUCGAUGCCACAAUGUUCAACCCUUGUGGAUACUCAAUGAAUGGAAUGAAGGCUGACGGAACUUACUGGACCAUCCACAUCACCCCGGAGCCUGAGUUCUCCUAUGUCAGCUUCGAAACCAACCUCUCCCAGACAUCGUAUGAUGAUCUGGUCAGGAAGGUGGUGGAGGUGUUCAAGCCAGGAAAAUUUGUGACUACGCUUUUUGUCAAUCAGAGCUCCAAAUGUCGCAGUGUCUUUUCUUCUGCUCAGAAACUCGAGGGCUACAAGCGUCUCGACCGCCAGUUGGCUCAAUUCAACGAUUACAAUUUUGUCUUCACAAGCUACGCCCAGAACCGCCAGCAGAACCAGCAGAGCUGAGGGUUGAGGAUGAAGAAGAGGCGUAAAAAGAAAGGCGGCCGUUCGGGGCUCACCCCUUGCGGCCGACUUCACCCCCGAGUAGAGAGCUUGUUGUCCUCCUCCCCACUCCUCAACCCCGUCCUCUCCUUCCACUGCUGCUGUCGUUGUCCAGAACCUCCUGGUGGCGAUGCAGUUCCGAGCCCUAGUUUAACCUCAAGUUUGAGUUGUUUGCAUUGUUGUACCUGUGACUUAGAUCUCUUGCAUGAAAGCUCUUUUCUCUGUUUCGAUAUUCUAGCUCACUCUUGCUGUGAUCUUGAAGUGCAUGUAGAGGAAUUAAACACGCUCUGUUUGAGGCUGUCCAUCUGUGCCCAGUAUGACGGUCCCUUCCUGCAGGUGUCCCCCCUCAUCCCCCACAGACAAGGUUUCCGCCCGCACUAGGCCAGGGCCCUGACAUGCUCAGAUCAGUCUGCCUCUUUGACCUCAGCCUUUCUGUUUAUUUAUUAUUAUUAUUUUUCUUACAUUUUCAAAUUCGCAGCCAUUCUACAUUCAGUUUGCCCUCAAAUGUGGCAAUUUGAAUUCAUAAUCACCAAUUUUUGAGUGCACUUUAAAACCUGUUGACUCAUGGUACUAAAAGAAGGCCGACCUUCUGUCUCGAGUCUGAUUGAAUGUAUACGUCUUAAGCUUUUGGCCUUCACAUUGUCAGGACAUAUUUGAGUUAUUUCAAAGCAAAUGCCAUAUUGCUGUUUAAUGUUGCAUUAUUAGAUAAAAGGUGCAGCUCAUUGGUCCAUCUGCUCCUGGUUGCUGUAAACUGCACUAAAGACUUUCUGCUUUGCUGGGCUUUGAAGCACUCUCCCACCACCUGCAUGCAUUCAUCCAUUUGUGUUCCUCCACCUCGGCAAUCAAAUAGUCCUUGUGUUCCCCUGAAUAGAAAGGCUUUUAAAGUUGUAUGCCUGGUAAUGUAAGAAUAUGAAUCAUUUAAGACAUUCAACAUCUGCACUUUGUUGCAUCCAGGAUUCUUUCUGUAUAGCGUGCUGUAUCUAUAGGAAGCUUCUAUCCUAUAGGGUCCCCCCACAGUCAUAUUCAGCACUCUAAUUUUCCACAUUCACACCAAUUGGUUAAAUGGAAAAUGUUGAAUGUGAAUGUAGCACAGUCCCCCCCCCCACCCCCCUGUUCGUCUUUCGAAUGUACACGUCUCUAGAGAAAAGCCUGGACCAGGUUUGAGCUGAAUGUAUGACUCCAGGAGAGCACACCCCCACCCUCCUCUUCUCAUGCGCACACACACACAUGCAUGCAUGCAAAGAGUGUACAAUGACCUCUGUUGACCAGCCAUUGUCUGGCUCGCAGCAGGUCUCCCCCUGCCAGAGUCAGACUGUCAGCUGGCCCCAGAACCGUGACAUGACGAGAGGCGGCCCUCCAGGCUGCACACACUCUGAAUGGGAAAUAAUGAAUCAGACACUUUUUGCUUAGUUGCCCAGCAAAGCAUUUUUCUUCUUCCCACAUAAUAUCAUCCUCUCUCUGUCUCUUUCCGCCCCAUACAGAAAUCUGUAUGCACACAAUAGAGGCCCACCAGUCUGAGCAUGCCAGGGUGAUCCCAGAUCAUUCCACAUGUAACCGCUGCAUAAACUGCAUUUUAUUAAAUUUAUUGUGCCCAGACAUUUUUUGCAGUGAAUUGGUCGAAAAUGUGACUCCCCUAGCAGUUUUCUUUUUGUUUGGAUCAAUGCCCUUUGUUCAUUGAGGGGGAAUAUCCUGUGACACUAUGGUGCGUGUGACUCCUAGUGCCGUGUUGCUUGACAGUGUAGUGUAGCGCCGUCUCUUCCUCCUUUUUCAGUGGGUCUUUGCUUCACCUUCCUCUUCUUUAACCAGCUGAAAGCGUAGUUGCAGCUGCCGCAUCCUGAUGUGUUUUUGAAUAGGUGGGGACGCUUUUUACCUUAAGGGGUGGGGUCAACUUGUGGUUAAUGUAAUUUCAAGUUGUGGACAGGUGCUGAAAUCAGGUUGGGUUUCUUAUUUAUUACUUCUUGAAACACUUCAAACGUCCAAGCUUUGUCCUCUCCGCCUGUUCCACUUCAGGGGUGUUCACAAUGCUUCUCCUGCCAGAGAAUGCGGUUUGAAUCUUGACUCAGAGGACACGGCUGGGGUCUUAACCUGUUCUCAGCCCUGUGAUGCAGUACAAUCUGUUCUUUGAGAUAUCUGCAAUGAUCGCAUCAGCACCUAUAACAGUGCAUUCAUCACCUAAUGAGCAGGUUGGAGCAGGUCAUGUAAGAGAAGUGAACUUGAUGCUGGGAAUUGUUUCCCUCUAGUUGCCUAUCAUGGCAUUUUGGAGUGGUUUCAUUGUUUUCCUGAGGACCAAUGACUGCUCUUGCAUGAGCUCCUCUGAAACCUGCGGUCACUUGGUAUAGGUGAUCUGCCCUGACUGUUACAGGUCCUUCAUGAAGUCACACAUUGAGGCAUUUAAAGUGUAAGGCUACCUGUUCUUGGAUGAAGUACAUUUUAGCCUUGUUGAUGUGGAUCAUUGCUAUUUUGUUUUAUUUUUUUAUACAGUGAACUCAAAAUGCAUUUUUGCAGUUGAAAGGUUGAAGAAUUUUAUACAAAAUAUUUUGUAUUUUUGCUGCGGACCAAUAUUCUCUUUUCUUCCCCUUAAUGUCCAAAUGUUUAUUUUGUUGUAAAAAGGGAUGACCUUUUGGCUAAAUCAUGUUUAAUCUUUUUUUCUCUUCCCCUUUCUCUGUGAAUCAUCUGAAAGAGUGCAGAGGAAGGGAAAGGGAAAGCCUCCCCGGUGAGAGGGUGCAGUUGCAGGAUGUGUCAGGAUGUACUGAUGGAGAAACUUUGCUGUUCUAAUUCUUUCUUUGCUGUUCUUUGGAUGGUCAAGAUGUGCUAAAUAUAUCUGUGCUACGAGCUUGAUGCUUCAAUAAAAAGAUACUUAUCUGUGCAA